Nicotiana tabacum (common tobacco) is the source of this 1287-nucleotide messenger RNA. RefSeq lists its product as uncharacterized. Gene Ontology annotation, cellular component: SUMO-targeted ubiquitin ligase complex. The record is from RefSeq and is a predicted model, not a curated record. Gene Ontology annotation, molecular function: ubiquitin protein ligase activity; SUMO-ubiquitin ligase activity; SUMO binding. Gene Ontology annotation, biological process: ubiquitin-dependent protein catabolic process. Lineage: Eukaryota; Viridiplantae; Streptophyta; Magnoliopsida; Solanales; Solanaceae.
CAUCGCAUUCGCAUAGCCCAGACCCAAAAGGAAAAUAAUCAAAGAACACAAUCAAAUUUUUUACUCUCCACUUUUCUCUCGCAAAAAAAAUUGAAAACCCUAGACAGCGUUUUUCUUCCAUGCUUCCUCUCUCUAUGCCUACUUCAUGAGCCAUUGGUGGUCAAAAUUAUCGGACAUUUUUCCAAAUUUAGGAGAUAUAAGUUCGAAGCUGCCGUUGGGAAGCACAAGUAUUCAUAGAAUGAGCACCCAAGACAGAAGGGCACAUCCGAUUAGGUAUACAAGGAACCACUCAAGAAGGAAGGCGGUACUAGAUGUGGAUCUAAAUGCCACACCCCCAGCUGAUAAUAGGGAUCAGGAAGGAACUUCAAGUCGUGCUGUUCCUGGGGAUGUGCCACCUGCACCAAGGGGUGCGUCUUUGACACCUGCCCUAAUUGAUGUUGAGGCACUUGAUGAUGAUGUGAUAAUAUCUUCUCCAAGGGCAUUUGCAGAAGCAAAAAACAACUCCAUAAGGACUCGUGGACAGGUUAUUGUGGUUGAUGAGGAUUCUGAGGAUCGUUUGCCUAAGGCUAACAGUCGCAACAAGCGCAGAAGGGUCUUAACUAAUGAUCCAACAUUAAUUGGUGACAUUUACAUAAACCUAGAAGCAAAUAGCAGCUUAAAGACAGUCGCUGCACAGAGUGUUGUACCACCAAAGCCAAAAGAACCCACAUUUAGCUGUCCUGUAUGCAUGGGUCCACUAGUUGAGGAGAUGUCAACGAAAUGUGGUCAUAUCUUCUGCAAGGGUUGCAUCAAGGCUUCUAUAGCUGCUCAGGGUAAAUGUCCUACUUGUAGGAGGAAAAUUACUAUGAAAGACACCAUAAGGGUGUAUCUUCCUACCACAAGUUGAGAUAAAGGGGUCGGCCAGCAUUUUAUUUGGCCUAUGAAGUAAGUGUGCUUGUAGAGGCAGCUUAUUGUUAAAACUACCUGGGUUGAGGAAAUAUUGGAGAUUUCGGGAGGAGGGUUGUGGGGAUUAUGAUUUUAGUUCUUUGUUAAGACUGAAAACUUAGACCAUAGCUAAUGCCGUGCUUCUUUCUGGGCUUUCAAAGUUUAAGUUCAUGAACUUGUGUUUAAUGCAUUCUGGUUGUUUGAUCAGACAUAUUUUCUGUCCCAACCUCUUAUUUUCCUUAUGGUUCAAUCGUGAUGAAGAAAACAAAACAAAAAAAAAGAAAGAUAUCCUGUAGAACACUUGGUAUUUGAGGGAAAAUUUGUGCGUUCUUGAUGUAGUGAAGUUUUAUUCUAUCUUUUCAA